Molecule: messenger RNA, 2121 nt
Organism: Daldinia vernicosa
Lineage: Eukaryota; Fungi; Ascomycota; Sordariomycetes; Xylariales; Hypoxylaceae
Product: dynamin family protein
Exons: 2
Coding region: 1-2121 (706 amino acids)
Cellular component (GO): microtubule; membrane; cytoplasm
Molecular function (GO): microtubule binding; GTP binding; GTPase activity
Source: RefSeq, a predicted model, not a curated record
AUGGUUCUCUCUUUCAACGCGGAGACCCUGAAUGGGCUCUGUUCUAAGGACCAACUCGAGCUGUUGGAUUCCAUCGACCAUUUACGUCUUCAAGGGAUUGACCACUACAUAUCCCUGCCGCAGAUAAUUGUCUGUGGUGAUCAAUCCUCCGGCAAGAGUUCUGUGUUGGAAGCUAUCUCGGGAGUGCCUUUCCCAGUCAAGAGCAAUCUUUGUACCUGCUUCCCUACAGAGCUUGUUCUUCGACGAGCUCCCGAAACUGGGGUAACUGUUUCCAUCAUCUCCGAUAAUCCUCCCAAACGCUCGAUGCGGAAUGGCCUUCACACAUUCCAUGAAGAACUUGACGGCUUUGAGGGCUUCCCGGAUCUGGUUGAAAAGGCUAAAGUUUCCAUGGGAAUUUCGACUUCGGGGAAUGCCUUCUCUAAAGACCGGCUCAGAGUUGAGAUCACAGGCCCAGAUCGUCCUCACCUCACGAUUAUCGACAUGCCGGGUCUAAUUCACUCAGGAACGAAAUCACAGAGCGAAGCUGAUGUCGAACUGGUCCGACAAGUCGUCGAAAACUACAUGAAACAACCUAGAAGCAUUAUUCUAGCAGUUGUCUCCGCGAAGAAUGAUUUUGCUAACCAGGUAAUAUUAAACUUGGCUCAAAAGGUUGACAGAACAGGUAGUCGUACCAUAGGAGUCAUCACGAAGCCGGACACUUUGGUGCCUGGUUCUGGUAGCGAGUCUACCUAUGUUGCACUUGCUAAGAACACCGAAGUAAAUUUUGACCUUGGUUGGCAUGUGCUCAAGAAUCUCGACUCGGAAACGCAGAAAGGGUCCUCUCUCUUGAGCCAGCGCAAUGCAGAUGAGGCCCGGUUCUUUUCUAAAGGUGUUUGGAAGGACCUCCCCUCAUCGAUGUUGGGGAUUAACGAGCUUAGAAAGAAACUUAGCAAUAUUUUACUUCGUCAAAUUGCUCUUGAACUGCCAAGUCUGAUCCACGAAAUUGAACUUAAGCUAAAGGAGUCCCGCGACCAACUCGAGGAUCUCGGAGAACCGCGACGUACCCUCGACGAACAGAGACUUCGACUCUUACAGAUCAGUCAAGAUUUCCAGUCAAUCGUUGAACGAUCUAUUAGCGGAACAUAUAAUGACGCAUUCUUUGAUGACGCUGAGACAUCUCGAGGGUAUCUCCAACGGAUCCGUGCCGUCGUGCAGGGCUUGAAUAGAGAGUUCGCAGAGGAGCUUACCAAACGCGGCCACAAACGCGAGGUUUCGGAUAUGAAGACUUCGAAUUCCCAGGGCCCAGAGUAUAUCACUAAGGAUAAGCUUCUCAAGCACAUUCAGACUGUGAUGCAAAGGACUCGUGGUCGGGAGCUUCCCGGAAUCUUUAGCCCCAUGGUUGUGUCCGACUUAUUCCACCAACAAUCGUCUCCAUGGGAAAAGAUUGCGCAGGAUCACGUUGAGAAGUCUUGGAAGGCCGUGGAGACAUUCAUCGAACAUGUCGUGCUCUAUGUUGCGGAUACGCAGAUUGGCAGGUCUCUACUUGACCAAGUGUGCCACUCUGCUCUCAAUGAUCUUCUUGUAGAGGCCAAAACUAAGACUACCGAGUUACUUAAUUCGCACCGGCGACUUCACCCCAUCACCUACAACAAGGAAUAUGCGGAGAGUAUCCAGAGGAUUGGUAAAUCUCAAAGGGAUGAGUUCUCGCGAAUCCUACGAGAAUUCUUUGGGGUGUCGUCUCUCGAUGGGUCGGUGUAUCUGGACCGGUACAACAACAAUUACAACCUCAACACGCUUCUUGAUAAGCUGGUUAAGACAGAGCCCGACGUUGAAGGUCUUGCAGCCUCUGAGGCUCUCGAUCGCAUGAACGCUUAUUACAACAUUGCCUUGAAGCGAUUUAUCGACAGCAUCGCCACCGAAGUCAUCGAGCAGAAACUUCUCGGUGCUCUUUCUAACAUCCUUUCUCCCGUAGCAGUCUUCAGCAUGUCGCCGGACCUAGUAGAGCGCAUCGCUGGCGAGUCCCGAGAAAGUCGGGUGAUGCGAGAGGAGCUCACUAAGAAGAUCAAUGUCCUCCAGGAAGGAUCAGAUACUUGCAAGCGUUUCGUCGAUUCGAAACUAAGCGGUAGGGUUGCAUCCUCCUGA